This is a messenger RNA of Paramecium octaurelia, 1281 nucleotides long. The record is from the annotation of a GenBank genome assembly. Lineage: Eukaryota; Ciliophora; Oligohymenophorea; Peniculida; Parameciidae.
AUGUCCUCUGCAUUGCAUAUUCAUAUUGGAGGGGCUGGUGUAAUGAUUGGUGAUAUGUUGUGGAAACUGUAUGAAGCAGAGCACAAUGAAACAACUCAAAAAAAUUAUAUUUAUGAAUAAGUUGAUGGGAAUCAUCAUCCACAUGCAUUUUUCGUUGAUUUAGAUGACAGAAUGAUACAUGAAAUUUAAAGGAAUACAUAGGUACAAUUUAAGAAGAACUCAUUUUUAUCAGCAAAAAAUGUAGAGGAUGGAUUAACUUAUGCUCGAGGUCGAUAUGGUCCUGGUUUAAUGAUUCGUGAUUAAGCAUUAUAAUCUAUUAGAUAAUAAAUAGAAGCGAUGGAUCGGUUAGAUGAAUUCGUUAUUACAAGUUCAAUAAGUGGAGGAACUGGGUCAGGAUUUUUUUCUUUGUUAUCGGAAAGAUUAUAUGUUGAUUUUGGUAAAGUAAGAUAAAAUGGAUUUAUAAUAUUCCCAUCUUCUGAAAUGUCGAAUAAUGCUAUUGGGAUUUAUAAUGCUGUGUUAUCGUUUAAUGCUAUGAAUUAUUAUUUUGACAGUAUCACAAUGUUUGAUAAUUAGUCUAUGUACAAUGUUAUUGAUCAUCAACUAAAUUUAGAUUUUGUUGAUUAUAAGCAUUUAAAUAAUUUGGUUGCUCAAGUAAUUAGUUCAUACACUGGAUUAAAAAGAUUUAACUCUUGUGAUAACCUUAAGUUUUUUUAAGAUGUGUGUCCUUAUCCAGAUAUACAUUAUUUAAUUCCAUCAUAUGGUAAACUGACUUUAAUAAAUGAUUACAAGAGAAAAGAAUUAGAUCAAGGAUAAUUCAUUAAAUAUAUCACAAAAAAAGAGUAAAGACUUUAUCAAUGUCCUUAAAAUCGUCGAUCUCUCUCUACUAACUUAUUACUGAGAUAAAAAGAAUUGAAUAAUUUUUAUGGUAAAUUCAAUAGUACACUAAAAAAUCUAGAUCAUGAAUUUGGUUAAAGUACACACAUUUUUUAAUGUACAUCCUCAAAUUACUAAGUAUUACCUGAACUUGCACAAAUGAAACAAACUGGAACCUUCUUCUCUAAUGAUGGUUCAAUUUAUAGUAGACUUAAACUAUUGGCCUAAUAGUAUGAUAAAAUAUUUGAAAGACGAGCUUUUAUGUUUUGGUAUGUUGGCGAAGGAAUGGAAGCCAAAGAGUUAGAUGAAGGAAUAGAGUAAGUAAAACAGUCAAUGCUUAAUUAUAAAGAGGUUGUAUGGAAUAGGGAUUUUAAUUCGCAAGAUGAGACUUACGAUGAUGAAUAUUGA